Molecule: messenger RNA, 441 nt
Organism: Racocetra fulgida
Lineage: Eukaryota; Fungi; Glomeromycota; Glomeromycetes; Diversisporales; Gigasporaceae
Source: the annotation of a GenBank genome assembly
AUGGACUAUGGUAUGUUGGUAUCAUUUGAUAUCCCUGAAAUAAUUGCAAGUAAUGAGAAUAUUGAAGCAACCAUUACUAACAAAGAUUCUGAAGUGGCCAAUACAAAUAAAAGUCCCAAAACAGCUGCUACAAAUGAAAGUCCCGAAACAGCUGCUACAAAUGAAAGUCCCGAAGCAACUGUAGUUAAUAAAAAACAUAAAAAAAAUAAUACAGAAUCUUGGGUUUUUAGAGAAGGUCAUUUUAAGCAUAAUCUUCAACAGGAACAUUAUGCUAAGUGUACAUACUGUGGAAAUGGUUUAAAGCAUGAUAAUACGACUGGAACUAGCUUAUUAAUUUGUCAUUUGAGAAACACAAAUUGUAAAAAACAUUUAAAGGUUAAUGAAUCACAACAAACAUUACAAUUAUCCGCAGCAGCCAUUAUUAAGAUAGAUUCACUUGAA